AUGCGAGCAGCUACGUCUUUGUCGCGCCGUGUGCUGGUGCGUCAUGCCGCGUCCUUCAGCACCGCCAAAUCAUCAUCCUCAGGCCUUCACACUGCCGCGUAUGUGGCAGUAGGUGGCGCUGCGGCGGCUGUUAUGGCUGCCUACAAUGGCGUGGUGCCCCACGAAUGGGUCAUCCGGCAGCUGACCGAGCCCUUAAUGCCCGUGCUGCGGCUAUUCGAUCCAGAGACAUCCCACCAGAUUGCGGUACAAUGCGCACGCUUCGGUUUGACGCCUAAGGACCCGGAAGAAGACCCGGAACUGCUCCACGUUAAGGCGCUGGGUCUCCAGUUUACUAAUCCAUUGGGCAUGGCUGCUGGCUUUGACAAGGAUGGAGAGGCCAUGGAAGGCAUGCUAGACAUGGGUUUUGGCUGCGUUGAAAUUGGCAGCGUCACCCCGAAUCCACAACCAGGCAACCCCAAGCCCCGCGUCUUCAGGUUGCACGAGGAUAUGGGCGUGAUAAAUCGCUACGGGUUCAAUAGCAAGGGACUGGACUAUGUCGCUGCACGUCUCAAGCGUUACGUGGGCUCUCGUGCUAAACGCCAAGCACCAGGCAACGGCCAUCGUUCUGGGGUCCUUGGAGUCAACCUCGGCAAGAACAAGUUGACGGAGGACGCAGCCGCCGACUACGUAAAAGGUGUGCACACUCUCGGCAAAUAUGCCGACUACCUUGUGGUGAACGUAUCGUCCCCCAAUACACCAGGUCUACGUACACUGCAGGGUAGAAAUCAGCUAAAGAAUCUCCUUGUGCGUGUGAUUGAUGCCCGUGAUGAGGUUGCAACUACUGAAAAACGCAACAUCCCGCUCCUUUUGAAGAUCGCGCCUGACCUCACGGAGGACGAUAAGCAAGAUAUCGCUGACGUGGCACUUGAACUCAACCUAGACGGCCUUGUGGUGUCCAAUACGACGCUAAGUCGACCAGAUUUCCUUAAGGAUGCUGCAAAGGCCGAGACGGGCGGGUUGAGCGGCCUGCCAGUACGUGACUUAUCUACUAAGGUCCUAAGCGAUAUGUACAGGUUGACCAAAGGAAGGAUCCCGCUUGUUGGUGUGGGGGGUGUCUCUACUGGUCAGGAUGCGUACGACAAGAUUCGUGCUGGAGCCUCGCUCGUGCAAAUGUACUCGUGCCUGAUCUACGAGAGUCCUUUGGCUGUGCCACGUGCUAAGAAGGAGUUGGCUAUGCUGCUACGCCGUGAUGGCUACGAGAGCGUGCUUGACGCUAUUGGUGCUUCCCAUAAGUAG
Peronospora farinosa is the source of this 1275-nucleotide messenger RNA. The record is from the annotation of a GenBank genome assembly. Lineage: Eukaryota; Oomycota; Peronosporomycetes; Peronosporales; Peronosporaceae.